AUGCGCCGUCACCAAAGAAGCGCUCUGACUCUACCCACCAGUUCCUGCUCUAACUGUGCCGUUGGCGGCUUCUCCAUUCCCACUUGCACCACCGUCUUCGUCAACGCGUGGGCCAUUCAUAGGGAUCCCUGUUUUUGGGGGAAGGAUGCAGGGGAGUUCAAGCCGGAGAGGUGGUUGGAAGCUGCCAAGGAAAAGAGUAGUUUUUCUUUUGGAGGGAAUGAGUUUUGCUACAUGCCAUUUGGGGCGGGGAGAAGAAUGUGUGUAGGAGUUGCAAUGGGAGAGAAGAUGGUUGUUUACAUUUUGGCAUCUCUAUUGCAUUCGUUCGACUGGCAGUUGCCGGAGGGGAAGUCGCUAGAUCUUCAGGAGAGGUUUGGGACGGUUUUAAGGAAGACGGAGCAGCUCUUUGCGGUGCCGGCGGUGAGGUUGGACAAGACGGAGCUUUAUAGCUCUUUGCGGUGCCGGCGGUGA
This is a messenger RNA of Phalaenopsis equestris, 468 nucleotides long. Its product is annotated as cytochrome P450 750A1-like. Bases 1 to 468 code for a protein of 155 amino acids. The record is from RefSeq and is a predicted model, not a curated record. NCBI's taxonomy places the organism in Eukaryota, Viridiplantae, Streptophyta, Magnoliopsida, Asparagales, Orchidaceae. The transcript has a single exon. Gene Ontology annotation, molecular function: iron ion binding; oxidoreductase activity, acting on paired donors, with incorporation or reduction of molecular oxygen; monooxygenase activity.